GCUUUUUUAGAUGUGCAUAAUCCCUGAGUUGACCCAGAAAAUCGUCAGUCGUUUCAAGAUCUGAUGCUGCAGUCUUUGUGCGCACCUCUCUCCCCACGAUGACGCGCGGCCCCGCGGACUACACGGACUGCUGAGCCUUUCCCCCCCCUCCCACCCCCACCUGGACCCCCCCUUUACCCCCACUCCCCCCACCCCGCUCGUCCCUCCGCGCCGCAGCGGACUUUAGCCACCGGACCGAGCCCGAAGAGGAGCAACUUUAACCGGGGGGGGAGCCGAACACGGAGGCAUGGCAGACCACCUCAUGAUGCCCAUGAAUCACGGUUCGCCCGGCGCCGGUCUCCACGGUUACCGGAUGGGCAUGAACGGCCUGCAGGCGGGCCACCAGCCGCACGGCAACCAGCAGGCCAUGCGACCGCUGCCCGGCGGACAGAUGAUGCAUUACGGCGGCGCCCAAGCCAGCAUGGAGACGGCCAUGCGGCAACGGCAAGGCAUGGUGCCCAUGAACGGACAGAUGAACGGCGGCCAAAUGGGCCACCACCACCACCAGAUGACCUCCGGGGGCAUGAUGUACAACGGGCAGCAGCAGCAGCAGCAGCAGCAGCAUCAUAUGCACCAGACCCAGCAGCAGCAGCACCAGCACCAGCAGCAGCAGCAGCAGCACCAAGCCCAACAGAGCCAGUUCAUGAACGGAGGCUUGACGUCUCAGCAGCUCAUGGCCAGCAUGCAGCUGCAAAAACUCAACACCCAGUAUCACGGACACCCGCUGGGGCCCAUGGGCGGGAACCACAUGGGCCCGGCGGGCCAGUACCGCAUGAACCCGGCGCAGCUGGCCAACAUGCAGCACAUGGCGGGCCCGGCGCUGGCCCUGAACGGUAUGGACGCGGACAUGAUCGACGAGGAGGUGCUGACCUCGCUGGUCAUGGAGCUGGGCCUGGACCGGGUGCAGGAGCUGCCGGAACUCUUCCUGGGCCAGAACGAGUUUGACUUCAUCUCGGACUUUGUGAGCAAACAGCAGCCCAGCACUGUGAGCUGCUGAGAGGGGAUCGGACUGGACCGGACCGGAGACGACCCCUCACCCCCUCCGCCCUUACCCCCAUGUCUUCAUGAAGAUGGACCAUAGAAGGAGGUGCGCUCGUCUCUUUUAGGACCAAGCCGCGGCGCGCAGAAGGAGAACUCUGGCUUGUGGUCUGGUUGGGGUUGGAGGGGGGGGGGGGGGCGGUGGACCUCCCACUUCCUGGACAUGAAUGUAAAAAAAAAAAAAAAAGAA
Molecule: messenger RNA, 1267 nt
Organism: Nerophis lumbriciformis (worm pipefish)
Lineage: Eukaryota; Metazoa; Chordata; Actinopteri; Syngnathiformes; Syngnathidae
Gene: cited4b
Product: Cbp/p300-interacting transactivator, with Glu/Asp-rich carboxy-terminal domain, 4b
Biological process (GO): regulation of DNA-templated transcription
Cellular component (GO): nucleus
Molecular function (GO): transcription coactivator activity
Source: RefSeq, a predicted model, not a curated record